AUGCAAUCCUCCUCUCUUCAUCUCUUCAACUCCUCAUCAUCCAAACCAAGCCCACCUCACUUCCCUAAAUUCACCUGCAAAGUCCUCAUCAAUCCUUCUAAAAUAACCUUACCCUUAAAGCUACCACAAUCACCGCCAGUGCCGCCACUUUAUCCGUCUCCUCCUGAUCCCACAGAGCCCGUUUUUAGCCCCACCAAACAUAAUUUCCCACUUCACCUGAACCCUCUUCAAAAGCUAGCAGCGUCGGCUCUAGACAAGAUUGAGGAUUCAGUGAUUGGAUUCUUUGACAAAGCCAAAACUUUGCCAAAAAGGGUCGACCCCACGGUUCAAAUAUCCGGUAACUUCGCUCCGGUUCAGGAGUGCCUGGUUCAGCAUCGGCUUAAAGUUGUCGGCCAGAUUCCAUCUUGCUUGCGUGGCGUCUAUGUUCGAAAUGGCGCUAAUCCCAUGUUUGCUCCCUCAGGUGGUCACCAUUUAUUUGAUGGCGAUGGUAUGAUUCACGCAGUAACUUUCGGAUUGGAAAAUCAAGCCAGCUAUAGCUGCAGGUACACGCUCACAAGCCGGCUCAAGCAAGAAGCCGGAUGGGGUAGGCCGAUAUUUCCCAAGCCGAUUGGCGAGCUGCAUGGUCACUUGGGUUUGGCUCGGCUGGCUUUGUUUAUGGCUCGUGCUGGAGUCGGCUUGGUUGAUGGGUCCCGUGGUAUGGGCGUGGCAAAUGCUGGCCUUGUUUACUUCAACGGUAGAUUGUUAGCCAUGUCGGAAGAUGAUCUUCCUUACCAAGUUAAAAUCAAAGCCGACGGUGAUCUCGAAACAAUAGGACGGUUCAAUUUUGACGAUCAGUUGGAUUGUCCUAUGAUUGCACACCCUAAGGUGGACCCUGUUACAGGUGAUUUGCAUACACUUAGUUAUAACGUUGUAAAGAAACCGUACUUGAAGUACUUCAGGUUUGAUAAUAAGUCAGGAAAGAAGUCACGUGACGUGGACAUUACACUCGAUCAACCGACCAUGAUUCAUGACUUCGCUAUCACAGAAAAUUGUGUCGUUAUCCCGGAUCACCAAGUGGUAUUCAAGUUAUCCGAAAUGAUUCGGGGUGGGUCACCCGUUAUUUAUGACAAAACCAAGAUAUCCCGGUUCGGAAUUUUGUCAAAAAAUGAUUUUGAUGAAUCGCGUAUUAAAUGGAUCGACGUACCAGAUUGUUUUUGUUUCCAUUUAUGGAAUGCAUGGGAAGAAAAAUCUAGUAAUGGUGAUAAGAUUAUCGUUAUUAUCGGGUCAUGCAUGAACCCGCCAGACUCGGUUUUCAAUGAAUACGAAGAACCGGUUCGGAGUGAAUUAACGGAGAUAAGAUUGAACUUGACAACAGGAGAGUCAACCCGGCUGGUCAUUGUGUCGGGUAUGAAUUUGGAGGCGGGUCAAGUAAACAAGCAGCAAUUGGGUGAAAAGACCCGGUUUGCUUACCUGGCAAUUGCAGAACCGUGGCCCAAGUGUAGUGGCAUAGCGAAGGUUGAUUUAGAGAGUGGUGAGGUGAGAAACUUCAUGUACGGGUCAAGUCGUUUUGGUGGUGAGCCAUAUUAUGUUGCUGAAGAGAAUAAUGAAAGUGAAGGAGAAGGAUAUAUAAUGAGUUUUGUGAGAGAUGAGAGAAGAGAAAAAUCAGAGUUGGUGAUAGUGAAAGCAUCAAGCAUGAAGGAAGUGAGUUCAGUGAAGUUGCCAAGUAGGGUUCCUUAUGGAUUUCAUGGUACUUUUGUCAGUGAAAAUGAAUUAAAUCGACAGGCUUUAUGA
Pistacia vera is the source of this 1770-nucleotide messenger RNA. RefSeq names its product 9-cis-epoxycarotenoid dioxygenase NCED6, chloroplastic. Gene Ontology annotation, cellular component: chloroplast stroma. Gene Ontology annotation, molecular function: carotenoid dioxygenase activity. Bases 1 to 1770 code for a protein of 589 amino acids. The transcript has a single exon. The record is from RefSeq and is a predicted model, not a curated record. Gene Ontology annotation, biological process: carotene catabolic process. NCBI's taxonomy places the organism in Eukaryota, Viridiplantae, Streptophyta, Magnoliopsida, Sapindales, Anacardiaceae.